This is a messenger RNA of Homarus americanus (American lobster), 570 nucleotides long. RefSeq names its product putative proline-rich protein 21. Bases 1 to 570 code for a protein of 189 amino acids. Lineage: Eukaryota; Metazoa; Arthropoda; Malacostraca; Decapoda; Nephropidae. The transcript has a single exon. The record is from RefSeq and is a predicted model, not a curated record.
AUGGCCACAAUCACAUGGAUACUCGCCUACAGCCGUGGCCACAAUCAUAAGAGUACUCACCUACGGCCGUGGCCACAAUUACAAGGAUACUCACCAACGGCCGUGGCCACAAUCACAUGGGUACUCGCCUACAGCCAUGGCCACAAUCACAAGGAUACUCCCCUACGGUCGUGGCCACAAUCACAUGGAUACUCACCUACGGCCUUGGCCACAAUCACAAGGAUACUCCCCUACGGUCGUGGCCUCAAUCACAAGGAUACUCCCCUACGGUCAUGGUCACAAUCACAUGGAUACUCACCUACGGUCGUGGCCACAAUCACAUGGAUACUCACCUACGGCCUUGACCACAAUCACAUGGCUACUCACCUACGGCCGUGGCCUCAAUCACAUGGAUACUCACCUACGGCCGUGGCCACAAUCAUAAUGAUACUCACCUAUGGCCACAAUCACAUGGGUGCUAACUUACGGCCGUGGCCGCAAUCACAAGGGUACUCACCUACGGCUGUGGCCGCAAUCAUAAGGAUACUCACCUAUGGCCACAAUCACAUGUAUGCUAACCUACGGCCGUGA